Messenger RNA from Clupea harengus (Atlantic herring), 3065 nucleotides. It is a transcript of the gene foxj3, whose product is annotated as forkhead box J3. Lineage: Eukaryota; Metazoa; Chordata; Actinopteri; Clupeiformes; Clupeidae. Gene Ontology annotation, biological process: regulation of transcription by RNA polymerase II. Gene Ontology annotation, molecular function: DNA-binding transcription factor activity, RNA polymerase II-specific; RNA polymerase II cis-regulatory region sequence-specific DNA binding. Gene Ontology annotation, cellular component: nucleus. The record is from RefSeq and is a predicted model, not a curated record.
ACCAUCAAUUACGUUGGUUUAGUUGAAAUCACGUUGGAACUCUGAGCCCCGCUUUGCACUGUGAAGGACUAGGCGGUCUGUUGCACUCCCAGUAUCAACAUACAUGUGUGGACUUCGACUCAGAGUUUAGUCGGCUAUGUAAUACUUGUGGAAGCUUCCAGAAAAAUAAAAAAUAAACUAAUAAAUUCUGAUUAAACAUAAUAAUUAUUCAAGCCAAUUAUCCAUUCAAGCUAAAUAAUCAUUAUCAUUAUUAUUCAUCAAGUCUUUAAGCUUAAUGUAAUGACCAGUCACUAUUUGGCUAUGGGUUUGAAUACAAUUUGUAAAUAAAAAUGAUAACCAUAAUAAUAAUAAUUCUCUUUGCUGAAAUCCAAGCCAAUUUGCUUUACCUUGUCAUGAGAACAAUUUGUAUGAUAGAGAUGAGAGCUGAAUGUAUGAUGGCACUAGUUAAUGCUGUCUACAGUAAGCUGAUGCGCUGCAUGCUACAAUCGACUAACAAUGCGUCGUUCUCCGGCUAAUGCUUAAAGUAGUUCCGGAUUUUGAGAGCAGCGCGGAGCAGGCGCGCAGUUCCCGGAUGUUGGAUGGUGAGAGAAAGGCGAACUGGAAAGGCGGAGAAGCUGAGGGACGCCACGGACACACCGGUCAGGGCACAGCGGCCAGAGCCACCACCAACAGACAGCAGAGACUCCUUACCUGAAAGAAAGGGAACUUUUUUCCGUCAUUUAACAGAAGAAAGGGGAGGGACACUUAUCUAACUCUACCUGGACUGAUCCCGAACAGCAAGACUGCCAGUUGACACAGCCAGGGUCUAAGACUAGUUAGACCGUUGCCGUAGCAGCUCGUCAUCUGAGGGAGUCGUCUCUCACCCCCCCCCCCCCCUCCUCCAGCCGUCGCCAUGACGUCGGAACUGGAGAGCAGUCUGACGUCGAUGGACUGGCUGCCGCAGCUGAGCAUGCGGGCGGCCAUCCAGAAGGCGGACGCGCAGAGCGCCCACGUGGCGGGCGUGGCCAAGAAGAGCGCGGGGGGCAUGCUGGACCCCCACACCACGCUGGACCAGGACGAGGCCCAGCAGCACAAGGACGGCAAGCCCCCCUACAGCUACGCCUCGCUCAUCACCUUCGCCAUCAACAGCUCGCCCAAGAAGAAGAUGACCCUCAGCGAGAUCUACCAGUGGAUCUGCGACAACUUCCCCUACUACAGAGAGGCCGGCAGCGGCUGGAAGAACUCCAUACGGCACAAUCUCUCCCUGAACAAGUGUUUCCUCAAAGUGCCUCGCUCCAAAGACGACCCAGGAAAGGGUUCCUACUGGGCCAUAGACACAAACCCAAAGGAGGAUGCCCUCCCUACACGGCCCAAGAAGAGGCCACGGUCCGGAGAGAGGGCCUCUACCCCCUACAGUCUUGAGCAGGAGUCGUUGGGAAUGGACUGCAUCAUCCCUGGAAGUGCCUCUCCAACGCUGGCAAUCAACACUGUGACUAACAAGGUGGCGCUUUAUAACCCAGAGCAGGAUGGCAGUGACAGCCCCCGGAGCAGCCUCAACAACAGCCUGUCCGACCAGAGCCUUGCCUCGGUCAACCUCAACAGCUACACACCGGUGUCCAGCCACCCUGAGCCCGUGUCCCAGGCCCUCGCCCUGCAGCAGGCCCCCCAGCCCCAGUACAGCAUCCCCGAGCGCGACAAGCAGCUGCUCUUCUCCGACUUCGAAGAUCUCAGUGCCUCCUUCCGCAGCCUCUACAAAUCUGUGUUUGAGCAGUCCUUCAGCCAACAGGGUCUGAUGGGUAUGCCCUCGGAUUCAGCAGCGCAGCAGACACACACUGCGUGUUCCUACCAGCACUCCCCCAGCGGCAACUCGCACACGCACACACACACUCACGCUCACACACACACACACACACACAGCAGCCAGAACAGCAGCACCAACUCCCACCCCAACUCCAUCCCGACCAGCGGGAGCCAGAUGCCCCUUUCCCACACCCCCCACCCCGCCCACGCCUCCGCCCACGGCUCUGCCCACGGCCAGCACCUAACCCCCCACCCCCACCCCCACGCCCAGCACGGCGCCCUCGCCGCACACCCCACACACACACAGCACAGCCAGCACCCUCCGCACACACACUCCCCGCACCCGGCCCACUCCGCACUCACACACACACACGUCGCCCAUCCGGCCCAGCACGGGCAGCAGCAGCACCAGAGCCUGGCGCACCAGAGCCACGCCGCACAACAGCAGAUGCCCUGCAGUAACGCUGGACACCUCAGUGACUGGUACCCCAGUCUGGAUGCUCUGAAGGAGAGCUGUCGCAUCGCCAGCAGCUACAACUGGGCUGAUGUGGACCUGUCCCCCUUCCAAGGCCUGAAGGAGAGCAUGCGUCAGGCGGAGCUGAAUAACUGGUCUCUGGAGCCGACUCAGAUUGCUGACCUCUGCUCCUCCAUCAAUCAGUUCUUCGCCCGCACCGGCGUCAUCCCGCCACAGGGGGCAGUGCCCCCAGUCUGCCACGGAGCCAUGCACCCCAACAAGCCCAGCCAGCACAUCAACACAGGAAACAUGUACAUGGACAGCAGACAGACCAUGUCCUCUAUGAUGGGGCCUCCUGGAUACCCCCACAUGCCCCCCAUGAGCAGUGCGGGGCCCACCAUGACCGGUCAUCACUCUCAGAUGGCCCCGCAGCACAUGAUGCCUCCUGGAAGCUUCCAGAUGCGGCAGAUGCCAGCAGACGACAUCCAGGACGACUUUGACUGGGACUCCAUCGUCUGAAACCUCCUCACACACACACACUCGCUCAGUUAUACACACUCCCAUCCACUGACACACACACACACACACACACACACACACAGCAGAGCAGGACAGGAGGAGAGAGAUGAAGAGACUGACCUGUCUGCCAGAGGAGAGGAGGAGAGAUGGACAGACGGACGGAUGGAUGGAUGGACUGAUAACCUGAUGGGGAAAAAAAAAAAAGAAAGAAAGAAAGAAAGAGAAGCUGAAAUGUAAACGCAGGUGUCACACAUCAAUGGACAGGGAGAGAGAAGAGACUUAACUAUCCUGGGGUUUUUAUGAGAAAACAAAA